UAGAGAUUUAUAGAAAUGGCUUUGAAUUUUUCACAUAGACCCUUUUCUUCCCAUUUAUCUGAGGAACCAAUGAAGAUAGCCAAUGGGAAUUGGUGUUCCAGUUUCGAUAAAGGUGAUUGCUUUGAUUUUGGAAGAGGUGAUUCUUCUUCUUCUUCUGUUGACAUACUUGAUGUUUUGCCAUCUGAUCCCUUUGGUAUGGAUAUCAACAACACUUUCACCGCCAUUACUGGUUGGCUUGAGGAUUGAUUUAAUAACCAGUAUGGGAGAAGGAGAGAUGACAUUUGGAUUGGUGAUGGAAACCAUCAGCAGCUCUUUGCUGGAUUGAGUUUCAUUUGGAACAAUGCUAUGCAGUUUCAGAGUAGUAGUGGGUACAGUUAUGGAUCGGAGUCUUUGCACGGUUUUGGUGAGGCCUUUGAUGGGUCUCUGUUCUCCGCAUGUAAAUUCCCCGAGACUAGUGUGGACAACAAUGUGUUUGGAGGUGCAUUUGAUGGUGAUGGGUCUUGUCAUGGCGCCUUUAUAUCUGCGAGUAGUGUGGAUGAGGUAUUGAGCGUUGAGGGUUCGAGGAGUAGUGAAGUUGUAGGAAGCAGUGAUCGAUGCACUAAUGGAGACGACGAGAAUGCGAGCGUUCAUCCAGCGUUUGGUUUUUGUCUUUAUCACUUGGGAGUGAAGGAUCUUCUUUCAGUCAGUAUGGUUUGCAAGUCUCUGCGUACAACUGUGUGUGAUGAUUCGUUACUGUGGAAACAUAUCCACAUUUGUCAACCGUUAAAUGAGAAGAUCACUGAAGAGUCUCUGCUGCAUUUAACUGAGAGGGCUCAGGGUACUAUGCAGUGUUUGAGGCUUGUAGAUUGCUGUAGAAUUACUGAUGAUUGUCUUAAGCGGGUGUUGGAGCGCAACCCGCAAGUAGUCAAGCUUGGUGUGCCUGGAUGCACAAGGAUCACUAUUGAUGGUAUUUUGAGCAUCUUAAGGGAUCUGAAUUCUGUGGGAAAGCUUCAACUGAAGCAUUUAGAAAUCGGUGGCCUCUUUGGAGUUACCAAAGAUCACUAUGAUGAAUUGUUUGAAUUGUUGAACAUUGACAAUAAUGUCGAACAGAAGAUUCAGAAGCCGCGUUUUUACCAUAGAGGAGACUCAUGUGUGUCCUGUGAUGAUGACCGGGCGCUAGAUAUUGAGAUGUGCCCAAAGUGUCAGAAUUCUAGGCUUGUGUAUGAUUGUCCAGCAGAAGAUUGUAAAGGGAAAAGGGAAGGUUCUGAGGAAUGUCGUGCUUGUUCUCUUUGCAUACAGAGGUGUUAUCAUUGUGGUCGGUGCAUCAAUGACAGCGAAUAUGAAGAAACGUUUUGUCUAGAGUUUUUGUGUGCUGUUUGUUCGAAGCCGGCCCCUAAGGUAACUCUCUAGGUAUAUAAUUCCAUCUGAGCCUUUCUUAUAUCUAUGAUUGAAUGGCUCAGUCUCCACGGGUAGGCUGUAGUUUAUGGGAGGUGUAUCUGCUCAUGGGUGUCGAUGCCAUGUGUGUAUUAGUAUUAUUUAUUUGGUUAUGACCAAAGAAAAAGACAAAAAACAAAAAAAAAAAGAGUCAAGAAAGAAAAGCAAUUAGUUUGGUUGGGGGAAGACUACUGAUGGUACUGUUGAAGCCUUCUGAGAAACAGAAGAUGUGGUCUACUGUUGAUGAGUGUGGCUUGUUUAGUUUGAGGAAGUUAUGAAUAAUGAAUUAUGCAAAAGGAAAACGCAAGAAAGAGGCUGAGUAAUAUGUUUCAACAGCAGGCAAUGGGACUUGUCAGCUGUUUUGGUGGUCUGAGUUUUGAAGACUACAUAAUAAGAAGAGUUUAGGCAUUGAUGGUACACGGUGCUGAAGCUAUCAGAGCUGGAUUUAGGUUAAGAAGCAGAUGAUCAUUUGGGUUUGAAGAUGAAAAACAUUGGUUGUCUGCUUUCUUGACCGAGAUCAUAAACUCCAUGUCAAUCAAGUAUUGCCACUAUGGUGAAAUCUUUGCUUAGUGGGGAUGUUCUUCAACUAUCUUUGAAUUUUUUUUUUUUUUUAAGAAUAAAAAACAUGUUCCCUUUCAUCUUUAUUUGGCGAUUGGAUACAUUGUUGUUGUUGUUGUCAUAAAAGGUUUGCUUUGGAUUUAGAGAUGUAUUUGACAUCUCGAAAGGGGGUUGUAACUUUGGAUUGGUCUUUGAUCCAUGUGUCUGUUAUAUUCAACUCAAUAAACAAACCGUGAGAUUCUACACCA
Camelina sativa (false flax) is the source of this 2219-nucleotide messenger RNA. RefSeq names its product F-box protein SKIP14-like. Lineage: Eukaryota; Viridiplantae; Streptophyta; Magnoliopsida; Brassicales; Brassicaceae. Gene Ontology annotation, molecular function: protein binding. Gene Ontology annotation, cellular component: cytoplasm. The record is from RefSeq and is a predicted model, not a curated record.